UGUCCGCAGUCUCUUGGUCAUCCCCUGUAGUGUGUCCGCAGUCUCUUGGUCAUCCCCUGUAGUGUGUCCGCAGUCUCUUGGUCAUCCCCUGUAGUGUGUCCGCAGUCUCUUGGUCAUCCCCUGUAUGUGUCCGCAGUCUCUUGGUCAUCCCCUGUACUGUGUCCGCAGUUUCUGGUCAUCCCCUGUACUGUGCCCGCAGUCUCUGGUCAUCCCCUGUACUGUGUCCGCAGUCUCUGGUCAUCCCCUGUACUGUGUCCGCAGUCUCUGGUCAUCCCUGUACUGUGUCCGCAGUCUCUGGUCAUCCCCUGUACUGUGUCCGAAG
Staurois parvus is the source of this 322-nucleotide messenger RNA. NCBI's taxonomy places the organism in Eukaryota, Metazoa, Chordata, Amphibia, Anura, Ranidae. The record is from the annotation of a GenBank genome assembly.